Molecule: messenger RNA, 1095 nt
Organism: Symsagittifera roscoffensis
Lineage: Eukaryota; Metazoa; Xenacoelomorpha; Acoela; Convolutidae
Exons: 2
Coding region: 1-1095 (364 amino acids)
Biological process (GO): DNA integration
Molecular function (GO): nucleic acid binding
Source: RefSeq, a predicted model, not a curated record
AUGAGGUACAAGGGCGAGAAAUUCACGUGGAAUAACGCGGCAGAAGUGUCAUAUCAAAGAAUAAAGAAAGAACUGUGUGAAGCACAUGUGCUAGGCAUGCCGACAGAAAAAGGAAUGUACGAGCUGGAUAGCGAUGCAUCGGUAGCAGCGAUCUCUGGUAUACUCCAUCAAGAACAAGAGUGGAAACCAAUUGCCUGCGGGAGCAAAGUCUUGAGCGAUACGGAAAUGAAGUACGGGGCACACAAAGCGGAGAUGUUUGCGGUCGUCACUUUUGUGGAAAAAUACAGGGCAUACAUGGGUAGCGAAUCAUUCAAGCUACGGGUGAAGGAUCCUAGGAAGAUUAAAUUCCCUCUUAGGUCUGUGGAAAGCUCGAAACUUAACGAGGUCGUGCAGAUAGACCAUCAGAAGAUCUGCAUGACAGACUCGGGAUAUAACCAGAUACUGGAAAUUUUAGAUCAUUUUACGAAAUUUGCAGAAGCGGCACCAUGUCAAACGGCCUCGGCGGAAGAAACUUGUGAUCACUUGAUAACGCACUGGAUAUCACGAUAUGGUUGUCCGAUGACAUUCCAAUCGGUCAAUGGGAAGGCCUUUGUGGGGGACCAGACAAAAGAACUAAUGAGAAGAUUCCACAUUGCACAGGCUCAUUCAACGAGCUACCAUCCACAAACGAAUAGAUUAGUGGAGAGACAGAACAGAACAUUAGUGAUUAUGCUCAGGGUGUUUUGCUCAAAAUAUAUGACCGAGUGGGACAAAUAUCUGCCGCAGGUUGUAGGGGCGUAUAAUAGCACGCAACACUCGACAACGGGGAUCAGUCCUUUCAUGAUGUUAACAGGUAGAGAGAGAGUGGUGCCCCUGACCUUCUUCAAUCCGGAAUAUGAGGGAAAAAAGACGUCGCCUCAGGCAUAUUUGAAGGAAGCAGUCAGGAGACAACAGGAAUUGAACGAGCUGUGCAGAAGGAACACAGCACAGACACAGAGGAGACAGCGUAAAAAGUACGACAAAAAAUGCUUCCAGAACAUCAUACCUCCGAAAGGGACAAAAAAGCUAUUGAAGAAAUGGAGAGGCCCAUUUAUGAUAACGGAAGUGCACCAUUAG